Echinops telfairi (small Madagascar hedgehog) is the source of this 3122-nucleotide messenger RNA. It is a transcript of the gene MGAT1, whose product is annotated as alpha-1,3-mannosyl-glycoprotein 2-beta-N-acetylglucosaminyltransferase. Gene Ontology annotation, molecular function: alpha-1,3-mannosylglycoprotein 2-beta-N-acetylglucosaminyltransferase activity. NCBI's taxonomy places the organism in Eukaryota, Metazoa, Chordata, Mammalia, Afrosoricida, Tenrecidae. Gene Ontology annotation, biological process: protein N-linked glycosylation. Gene Ontology annotation, cellular component: Golgi apparatus. The transcript has 3 exons. The record is from RefSeq and is a predicted model, not a curated record. The coding region runs from base 640 to 1980 and encodes 446 amino acids.
GUGGUGGGGACCCGGCCUGGGCACCGCACUCGGACCUGGGCUGUGGGGCCAAGGCUCCUAGCCGAAAGGUGGCGGGCGGGAUCCAGGUUAACAGAAACCAGCCUCCUGGGCCAUGCCGGUUUUAAGGCCUCAUGAUCCUGAGCAGAAGAUAGAAGGGCCGGUUCCAACAGUGGAUAACUGCCCCUCCCUGAGCAGGAGAUGGGGUAGUACCUGGGAUCAGUCCACCACCAGACUUCAGGCUUAAUUUGCCAGCUGGAUGAAGGGAUGUAACAGACCCCUGGGAGCAACACAAAAGCUUGCAGUAGGGGGGGAGGGGAGGGGCCUGGAUACACCCCUUCCCCCCCAGACUCCUCCCCGUCUAGGUCCACUCAUGGACUUCGGACCAGGAUUACAGGAGAGAACUGCAUUUCCUUUUGUGGAUCUAAUUUGGGACUCUGAGCAUUGGAAAUGGAGUCUGCAUAGGAGUUUGAUGAUCUCUAGGGGAGCAACUAAAAGGAGAGGAGCAAGGUGCAUGGCUGCCUCCUGAUUCUGAAGGCCGGAGGAAGCUUCCCUAGAAGGGUGGUCAAGAAGUGCACGAGGCAUACAGAGGGCAGCCCAGAGCCCUGUCUUUGCCCCCCACCCUCCCCUCUGGGGGCCAGGAUGCUGAAGAAGCAGUCUGCAGGGAUUGUGCUGUGGGGCGCUAUCCUCUUUGUGGCUUGGAACGCCCUGCUCCUCCUCUUCUUCUGGACACGCCCGGCACCUGGCAGGCUGCCCGCAGACAGUGCUCUUGAUGAUGACCCUGCCAGUCUCACCCAUGAGGUGAUCCGUCUGGCCCAGGAAGCUGAGGUGGAAUUGGAGCGACAGCGGGGGCUGUUGCAGCAGAUCAAGCAGCACCAUGUUCAGUGGCGGCAGCAUUUGAAGGUGCCCACUGUGGCUCCUCCUGCACAGCGUGUGCCUGUGACCCCACUGCCAGCGGUUAUCCCCAUCCUGGUCAUUGCCUGUGACCGUAGCACCGUCCGGCGUUGCCUGGACAAGCUGCUGCAUUACCGGCCCUCUGCCGAGCACUUCCCUAUCAUCGUCAGCCAGGACUGUGGGCAUGAGGAGACUGCCCAGGUGAUUGCUUCCUACGGCAGCGCCAUCACGCAUAUCCGGCAGCCUGACCUGAGCAACAUUGCUGUGCCGCCUGACCACCGCAAAUUCCAAGGCUACUACAAGAUCGCCCGGCAUUACCGCUGGGCGCUGGGCCAGAUCUUCCAUCGAUUCAAGUUCUCAGCGGCUGUCGUGGUUGAGGAUGACCUGGAGGUGGCACCAGACUUCUUCGAGUACUUCCAGGCCACCUACCCGAUGCUGAGGGCUGACCCCUCACUCUGGUGUGUGUCUGCCUGGAAUGACAACGGCAAGGAACAGAUGGUGGACUCGAAUAAGCCCGAGCUCCUCUACCGCACGGACUUUUUCCCUGGCCUGGGCUGGCUGCUGCUGGCUGAGCUCUGGGCCGAAUUGGAGCCCAAGUGGCCCAAGGCCUUCUGGGACGACUGGAUGCGCAGGCCAGAACAACGACAGGGAAGAGCCUGUGUGCGGCCUGAAAUCUCAAGAACGAUGACCUUUGGCCGCAAGGGUGUCAGCCAUGGGCAGUUCUUUGACCAGCACCUCAAGUUCAUUAAGUUGAACCAGCAAUUUGUGCCCUUCACCCAACUGGACCUGUCCUACCUGCAGCGGGAGACCUACGACCGGGACUUCAUUGCUCGUGUCUAUGGUGCUCCCCAGCUGCAGGUGGAGAACGUGAGGACCAAUGAGAGGAAGGAGCUGGGGGAGGUACGGGUGCAGUACACAAGCAAGGACAGCUUCAAGGCCUUUGCCAAGGCCCUGGGUGUUAUGGAUGACCUCAAAUCAGGGGUCCCCAGGGCUGGCUAUCGGGGCAUUGUUAGUUUCCAGUUCCGGGGCCGCCGCGUGCACCUGGCGCCCCCGCAGACCUGGAGUGGCUAUGACCCUAGCUGGAAUUAGUCUGCCCCCUGCCCCUCCUCGGCCCUGCCCUCGCCGUAUCAUAGGCAGCGGCAGGGCCACAGUCCUCAGGCGGUGUCAUCUUGUCUAGGUUUCCCUCUUGAGUCCAUUUAUUUUUAUUUUCUUUUUAGAGUGGCAUCCGAGGGCAAGGUGAUAGGGCAAGGGCGUUCCCUCCGUCUCACCAGGGGUCAGGUCGGGAGAAUCUUUCUGGAUUGGUAUGUUGGGAGGUAUUUGGCAAGAAACCACUGUGUGGUAAAGGGAGACUUGGGUUUCUGCGUCCAGUGUUCAACCAGGGCAUCUGUAGAGAAGUUGAUGACUUCAGUUCUCGUGACCGGGCCCCUUCUCCCCUGAUCUGGCUCUUUUGUCAUCCCUCCUCCACCUUUUCCCCAUCUUUCACCAGGAUGUGUGUGGGGCGGGGACUGGAUUGUGUGAGAAAGGGGAUGUACCUGUGGCCCAAACAAGACUAACCAAAGGGAUUUCACCGCCAGGGUCGGAGUGGAGUUGUUUUUGUCAGGAUUGACUGCCCCGCCUCUUGUUUCUUCCACCUCGGUGCUUUUACUUUUUCUUCCCAUCCCUGUGACCUCCGCUUUCUCCCAGCAGCCCUGCGGUUUGUGCUUCUAGGAGGAAAAGCUGCAGGGGAGAAGCCAGACCUCACCGCAGCGCUUCACCAGCUGUGGGAAGCGAACGUGGGGAAGAGAAAGCCGCAGCUGUGGCUGGGACAGCCUACUCCUCAUCACUUGUCAAAGAGACGGGCAGUCUCCUGCACCCCUGCCCCGGAUGUCGCUGCCUUCCCUGUUACUAGGAAGGUUCAGCGCUGACUUGUUGAAAGAGAUCAUUGGCUCCUCUUAUCCCUUCUUCCCUUAGGAUUUGGUGCACAAGCUCCUCCGUGAGGUCUUUGGCUUUUGGUAUCUUCUCUUCCUCAGUGCGAGGCAGAAGGGUCAAGACCAGAACCACUUCAGCUCUGGUGCCAGGGCUUGCAAGCCCCCCAGCCCACAUUCCCAUAUCCUAACGGGUUAGGAUGCAGGUGGCAGGUUGGAGAGGAAUUUGUGUGCUGUUGUUUCUUGCCUGACCUCAAUUUCAUGUACGAAAGUUGAAGCUACAGAAAUAUUUUCAAAAAUAAAGUAAAGGCUGUAUUGUCUGAAAAA